Messenger RNA from Lolium rigidum, 770 nucleotides. Its product is annotated as probable phospholipase A2 homolog 2. The transcript has 4 exons. The record is from RefSeq and is a predicted model, not a curated record. Gene Ontology annotation, molecular function: A2-type glycerophospholipase activity. Bases 50 to 523 code for a protein of 157 amino acids. NCBI's taxonomy places the organism in Eukaryota, Viridiplantae, Streptophyta, Magnoliopsida, Poales, Poaceae. Gene Ontology annotation, biological process: arachidonate secretion; phospholipid metabolic process.
UCUCUCCUUUUCCAAGGCUUCCACACCCGGACAAUAUACCACCAGCUCAAUGAGACCCUUCCUCAGCUUCUCUCCUUGGUGUUCCUUGCUGCUUCUCCUCUCGCUGGCGACGGCUUCGCAGGGGCUGAACGUCGGCGACCUUCUCGGCCAAGGGAAAGCACCGGCGGGCGACAAGGAUUGUAGCCGGAUGUGUGAAUCCAUGUUUUGCACGGUUGCUCCUGUCCUGAGGUACGGGAAAUACUGCGGAAUCCUCUACAGCGGCUGCCCCGGCGAGAAGCCCUGCGACGCCCUGGACGCCUGCUGCAUGAUCCACGACCACUGCGUCGCCGACCACAACAAUGACUACCUGAACACCAUGUGCAACGAGAACCUGCUCAACUGCCUCGACAGGGUGAACCCGGCGGGGCCGACGUUCCCGGGGAAUAAGUGCGGCGUCGGCGAGGUGGCCUUCGUCAUAAAGGGCGUCAUCGAGACGGCCGUGCUCGCAGGGAAGAUCCUCCACAAGAAAGACAUCGGCCAGUAGCUAGUCAGCUAGCGAUCGAGCCCAUUUGGAAGGCAGCGGACGGACUUAAGUACGCUGGCUGCACAAAUGAUGUGGCAGGCGCGGCGUGCCGGUGCGGCAACGGGAUAGUAUUAGUGUACUUGGGACCUGUACUGUACGGUAUAUAUAUGCAACAUAUUGAUGCAAUAGUUGGCCACCAGUGCGAAACGGCUAUGGUGUAGUAAAAUGAAGUGGAGCACUGUUUUGUCAUUUCAAAGUGUAUUUUUUU